Anguilla anguilla (European eel) is the source of this 10856-nucleotide messenger RNA. RefSeq names its product serine/threonine-protein kinase WNK2-like. Gene Ontology annotation, cellular component: cytoplasm; cytosol. Lineage: Eukaryota; Metazoa; Chordata; Actinopteri; Anguilliformes; Anguillidae. The transcript is spliced from 31 exons. The record is from RefSeq and is a predicted model, not a curated record. Gene Ontology annotation, molecular function: ATP binding; potassium channel inhibitor activity; chloride channel inhibitor activity. Bases 798 to 8555 code for a protein of 2585 amino acids. Gene Ontology annotation, biological process: intracellular signal transduction; protein phosphorylation; positive regulation of sodium ion transmembrane transporter activity.
CUACACUUAAAGGGACAGGGCGUGUAGGUUUGGGUCCACACCACACUCCACCUCUGUGUAGCCAUAAAUAGGAGACAUCACCAGAAAACGUGCGCUUUUAUUGGAUAAGGCCUUACGUGUCGUUGCUAGGGGCGUGGAACGAAUGUGUAAAAUUGGACCUGUAAUGGGAUGUCUUUCAUUGACUACAUUUAAUUUUCAUGGGGCGAAACGACCCGGUUCUUGUGGCGUUUCAGUUUAGGCAGGUGUUAAUAAUAUCAAGCCUUAAUGAAAAAAUUGCCCGGAUUUGAACACGGAGUUAAAUCAGAAUUCUUUGUUUGCAUUAGCGAGCGCCUAUUGAAGCAAUUUAUAUAGCUGGGACCUAGCAACCUACGCUAACUAAUUUAGCUCUGCAUGCGUUGUAAUAUCGCAUAGCGUAGAGGAGUGGUGUUGAUUUCCCCCAAUUUUUCUGAGAACAAGUGGUAAUUUUUUCGUUGAUAAAUAUUGGAGCUGAAGCCAAAUGCCAGGGAAAUGACCAGCUGCGGUUAGCCAGAUUGCUUACCGUUGUUCACUUCACUGUUUUGUGUUGGAUUUCUUUUGGAUCUGUUAGCUGGCUAACCUUCCUUGCCACGAUGGCUUGCAAGCUAGUGGUAUGCUGUACACUAUUUGGUGUGAUGAAAUCGCUUCAGUGAUACCCUGUUUUGCCGAACUGCGUCAGCAGGCGGGCGCUGCAGGUACUCUGCUGCUGCGGUUGUUUCUGAACAACCAUGGUAAAACCAUUCUGGGAACGUCAGUGAUACCUACUGAAAUUAUCGGCAGAAAUGGAAUCGGCGGGUGAAUCCAAUUCCGACCCCCCGCUGGGAUAUACAUAUCAAUCUGUUCCCAAUUCUGAAUGUGAACUUAACAUUAAUAUGUAUGAAGCCAUCAGUGACAGUAAUGUUAAUAACAUGGACACUUCAGCUGUGCUGAGAGGGGGGAGUGAUCCUACUGCGUAUCCUCCAUCAAAUUAUCAGAGAAUUGUGCGUCAAAGAUUUAUCAGAAGAAGUUUGUGGUUCUCUGACUCUGACGACCAAGCGUUUGAACAGCCCGAAUGUGACAACCGAAGCAAAAUCCUGAAUAUUAACCUUCGCACUAUUGUAGACAGGACAUUGGGAACUCGUGGAGGCUUACAAGAAGGCUCUAGCACCGAGAGUCAAUGUGGACAAAAAGACAGCGCCACGGAAAGUGUUAGCGCCGACGAGGACAAGGACAGAGUGGAACAGAAAAGCAAUGCUACACCCUCCGACAGUGCAAAAAAUGCCGGAAAAGCAGCCAGUGACGAGAACGAAGAGGAGGCCGAGAUGAAAGCUGUGUCCACAUCACCGGGGGGCAGGUUCCUCAAGUUUGAUAUUGAACUUGGCAGGGGGUCUUUCAAGACUGUCUACAAGGGUCUCGACACAGAAACCUGGGUCGAAGUUGCGUGGUGUGAACUUCAGGACCGGAAGCUGUCUCGGGUAGAGAGGCAGCGCUUUAAGGAGGAGGCGGAGAUGCUGAAGGGGCUGCAGCACCCCAACAUCGUGCGCUUCUACGACUUCUGGGAGUCGCCGCUCAAAGGGAAGAAGUGCAUCGUGCUGGUGACCGAGCUGAUGACCUCAGGAACCUUAAAGACCUACCUGAGGAGGUUCAAGGUGAUGAAGCCCAAGGUGUUGCGGAGCUGGUGCCGGCAGAUUCUGAAAGGCCUGCAUUUCCUGCACACCAGAACCCCGCCCAUCAUCCACCGCGAUCUCAAAUGUGACAACAUCUUCAUCACGGGCCCCACGGGCUCGGUUAAAAUCGGCGAUCUCGGCCUCGCCACCCUGAAAAGAGCCUCUUUUGCCAAAAGUGUCAUUGGUACUCCUGAAUUCAUGGCCCCGGAGAUGUAUGAGGAGCACUAUGAUGAGUCAGUGGACGUGUACGCCUUCGGAAUGUGCAUGCUGGAGAUGGCCACCUCAGAAUAUCCAUACUCUGAGUGCCAGAACGCGGCCCAAAUCUACCGCAAAGUCACCAGCGGGGUGAAGCCUGCAAGCUACAACAAAGUCACUGAUCCUGAAAUCAAGGAAAUAAUUGGGGAAUGUAUCUGCCAAAAGAAAGAAGAAAGGUACUCCAUGAAGGACCUCCUGAACCACGCCUUCUUCGCCGAGGACACGGGCGUGCGGGUGGAGCUCGCCGAGGACGACGACGGGAAGAAGUCGUCCAUCGCUCUGAAGUUGUGGGUGGAGGACCCGAAGAAGCUGAAGGGGAAGUACAAAGACAGCGGCGCCAUCGAGUUCACCUUUGACCUGGAGAAGGAGGUCCCGGAAGUGGUGGCUCAGGAAAUGGUGGAGUCGGGCUUCUUCCACGAGAGCGACGUGAAGAUCGUGGGGAAGUCGAUCCGGGACCGCGUGUCGCUGAUCAAAUGGAAGAGGGAGCGCACCGUCCCGGCGCGGGACGGGGAGGAGCCGAGGGACCGGGAGGGCCCCGACGGCUCCAGGGCCCCUCCGGCCGUCCCGCAGGUCCCGCCGGUCCAGGCUGCCCAGACGGCACCGCCCAUCCCCCACGAGUCGGAGGAGGCGGAGUCUGAUCAGCACGCUCGCCACUGCAACCUGCCGGCCAGCGUCACGUCCGUGACAUCGGACAGCACCUUCGACAGUGGCCUGGGCUCCACGGCGUACUCGGACUCCCACGGCAGCCAGCGCAGUGUGCUGUACCAGUCCCUGCAGGAGCCCAUCUCUGCAGGCCCCUCCACUGCACCGCAGCAUCAUUCCAGCGUUCCCUGUGUGGUCCCGGAGCCCCUCCCUCCCCACGCGCCCCCCAGGUGUGACUGCCACUGCGGGGCGUUGGGAGUGACUGCGGGGGGCAGGCGGGGGAGCGCCUCCGUCAUCGAAACUCUGAGGAGCCGCCCUCAGCCGCCCCCGCUUUUACGGCCCUGCUGCUGUGGGCGGAGCCAGGGUCUGCGGGGAGACCGCACGGAGCAAUCAGAGCGGGGUGCAGAGGACCCGCCCCCCCUCCACACCGCCUUUGUGCUGCUGCCGGUGCCUCCGCUGUCCUGGGACUCCCGUCGCCACAGCGACUCGUCCGCCGAUCCCAGGGAGGGCGGGGGGGAGCCGCUGGGGCUCCGGCACCACCGGGGGCACUACUGCCUGGCCUGCGUGGCCCUGCUGAUGAAGCCGCGGGCGGAGCUGUGGGGUGGGGGCGGGGCUGGGGGCGAGGCCAGCUCGUGCGCGGGCACCCGGCGCCCCCGCUCCCCCUCGCCCACCAGCAGGACCAGCCAGGAGGGCACAGACCUCUCCUCCUUACACAAGUCCUUACAGCACAUCAUCAGCCGCAAGCCCGGCUCCUCCCACCUCAGAGUGCCCGCCCCCUCCGAGGGCGCGACGUACCAGCCCGGGCCCAGCCACGGGGAGCCCGCCGCGUACGCGCACGAGGACGGGGCGGGCGGGGCGGCCGCUCAGGCUAGCAGACCCCACUGCGGUGUGGGAAGCGGACUCUCUCUCAUGCUUGGUGUGUCGGGGGUUCCGAGCUCAGCUGCAUCUGCAGCACCCCCAGUGGCCCAGCAGUCUUAUCAGCAGACUGUACAGAGCUUCCCAGUGGGGACCUCCGCUGCACAUCUCAACCAGCAGCCAGCACUGGCUUUCUCUGCUACUGUUCCACCUGUGCAGCAGAUCCAACAGCCUCCUGGGGCAUUCCCAACUGUGCUGCCCUCUGUCCAACAACAGCAUCAGCAGCCUGUGCAGACUCUACCCACUGCAGUGCCUACUGCACAACCAAUCCAGCAGCCAGUGCCGGCCUUCUCCACUGCACAACAGAUCCAACAGCCAGUGCCGGCCUUCUCCACUGCAGUUCCUACUGCACAGCAGAUCCAACAGCCAGUGCCGGCCUUCUCCACUGCAGCUCCCAGUGCACAACAGAUCCAACAGCCAGUGCCGGCCUUCUCCACUGCACAACAGAUCCAACAGCCAGUGCCGGCCUUCUCCACUGCACAACAGAUCCAACAGCCAGUGCCGGCCUUCUCCACUGCACAACAGAUCCAACAGCCAGUGCCGGCCUUCUCCACUGCACAACAGAUCCAACAGCCAGUGCCGGCCUUCUCCACUGCAGCUCCCAGUGCACAACAGAUCCAACAGCCAGUGCCGGCCUUCUCCACUGCAGCUCCCAGUGCACAACAGAUCCAACAGCCAGUGCCGGCCUUCUCCACUGCAGCUCCCAGUGCACAGAGCAUCCAAACCACUCCUCUUCCUCCCAGCCAGCAGUUCCAACCCUAUUUCUACACUGCAGCUUUCCAGUCACAGCUGCUGUCUAUGGGGCAGAGCCUUCCCCAGCCAGGCCCUGACGGACAGAUCUCCUGCACACUGCCACCAGCGCACUUAGCACAGUUUCCUCCACCAUAUCCAGUUAUUCCAGCAGGAGCUGCCAUUGCUGGAACUGAACCUUACCCUCUCCCUGCUGUCCCUCCUCCCUCCAGCUUCCCCAGCACUUGCACCCCCCCUGUCCCUCCCUCCUACUUCACCCCCGGACAGGCUGUCCCUUCCCACCCCCCCGCACCCCUCGCCCCCUCCGUGCAGGCAGGGGGCACCCUUCAGGCGCCUGGUUCUGUAGCCCUGCAGUACGCUAGUGCGACCCCAUCCGUGCCGCUGCUUGCCAUGGCAACACCCAGCCAUUCGGCCCCGCCCCCAGUGCCGCCACCUCAGCAGGGUUAUCCCUGCAGUCUGCAGAAGGGUGUAAAAACAGAAGCUCCUCCCCUGCAGCCUGCUCCCGCCCCUCCCCACCUCCUAUUGCAACAGGCCCCACCCACAAACCUUAACCCCCCCUCGGUACCUGAGCCUGCACUCCCUGUCUCUGAGCACCCUGGACAGAAGAGUGCCGAGCAGAUGCCGCCCAGCUGCCCCUCUGACCCAGGCCAGCAGAGCGGGCCCCAGGGCCCCGCCCCGGCCCGUUUGGGUCAGCCCCCCGCCUCGUCCCCGCCUGCGAAGGGCACGGCGGACCCAGGGCCUGCCGCAGUGGGGCUGGACCAGAACCAGGAGCCGGGUCCCUCCCCGCAGCUCUCUGGCACCCAGACUGCCGCGGCAGGCCCUGCCGGUGCGAGCCAGCCCCUGAGUCAGCAGCCCCAGGCCCCCGCAGAGCCCGGCCCCGAGGAGCUUGUACUGGAAAAACAGGUGCCGAUUCAGAGCUACGGUUACGACAGCGUCAACUCGGACGCCACCUCCGGUAAAGAGAUGAGUGACGGCGGGGAGGGGAUGCCGGGCGGGGGCAAGGCUGAUGGGAAGGCCAGGAAACACCACCGCCGGUCCACGCGAACGCGUUCCCGCCAGGAGCGCACCACAAAGCCCAAACUGAGCAUGCUUAAUGUCUGCAACACUGGCGAUAAGAUGGUGGAGUGUCAGCUGGAGACUCAUAACCACAAGAUGGUCACAUUCAAGUUUGAUCUGGAUGGCGAUGCUCCUGAGGAAAUUGCGACGUACAUGGUGGAGAACGACUUCAUCCUGCCGAUGGAGAAGGAGAUCUUCAUCGAGCAGCUGAAGGACAUCGUGGACAAGGCGGAGGACAUGCUGAGCGAGGACACGGAGGGGGAGAGGAGCUCGGACCAGGGCGCCAGCCCCCAGCAGGGCCACACCGCCGGGCUCCCGGGGGGAGAGGGUGUGAAGACCCCUCAGGGCCAGGCCAACCAGCCCGUCUAUCAGCAGAACGUGCUCCAUACAGGCAAGCGGUGGUUUAUCAUUUGCCCUGUGGCAGAGUCUCCCAUUCCCUCCAAGGAGACGGCUUCAUCUACGGAGACCUCAACAGCACAGCCUUCUGCAGCAAAGGAGCCUGCAGCCAUUCCGCCUGCAUCGCUGCCACCAGAGGGCGCUGCAUCACUCCAGGAGACCGUGAGGGCCGGUGGAAGCUCCGCCCCGCCCCUGGUCCCCUCGGCCUGUACGCCAGCACCAUCUGUCCCCCCCCCCGCCCCCCUGCCCGGACAGAGGGGGGCCCAGACGCAGGAUGUGAACGGUAACGUGGGGGGCGUGAGGCCCUCCGUGGCUCAGGGAGCGGGCAGCGACGUCCCGCCCGCAGACCAGCCCCAGGGCGCGCCCCUGAGCUCCGCCCCUCCCGCACACGCCCCGCCGCGGGUAGCAGAGGUCACCUGCGCCACCGUCGCCGUCUCGGACAUCCCCUGCUGCCCCCUCGUGCCCCCCCUGUCCCUGGAUGUGACCCCGUCGCCGCUGCCCCCCGCCCUGGACGUGGGCCACACGGGGGAGCCCCGCCCGCCCAGUCAGGGGGACCACGCCCAUCCCGGGGUGGUGCUGCAGCAGCCCUUUGCCACGCCCAUACAGCCCUCGAUGGGCGGGGCCAAGCCCUCCUCUCAGCCGCAGAGCCCCGCCCAGGCGCCGCCCGGCCCUCCCCAGCAGGCGGGGCCCGGGGAGUCGGACGGGGAGCGCCCGCCCAGGGUGGAGUUCGUCGACAACACCAUCAAGACCCUCGACGAGAAACUGCGCAAUUUGCUGUACCAAGAGCAUGUGCCGUCGCCCCCUACUGGUAGUGCUGCGGACACGGCCAGCUCCGGCACAGAGUUUGGAAACUCCCCUCCCGUCUCUGACGGCCAGGCUGGGGAGAGACCCACCAAGAAAGGAGACCCGCUGCCUCAGAUUCCAGAGGGGGCAGACAGCCUGGGGACCCUAAGUGACUCUGCUGUGGCUGGUUCAACCAGGACGAAUAAGAAAGAGACGAUCACCAGCUCCAGUUCACACUCCGGUCCCAAAGGCCGUUUCCAGAUCGUUCCCACUGCCCCGGAUGUGGUGAGGAGGUUGGAGCGACCCCGGAAGAGCAGGAGCACGUGUGGGUCCCCCGCCCCGCCGGGCGUGGGGGGCAGGGGAGGAGGGCCCGAGGGCGCGCCCGCCACCACCAUCGGCAGGUUCUCCGUCGUCAGCGCCGAAGACGAGGUCGCGGCGAAGACCCGCAACAACCGCUACUCCGCCCCCCCGGACUUCUACGCGGACGCGCCCCCCCCCGGCAGCCCCGGGCCCAGGCAGGCCCUGCCGCGCGCCCACACCUCCGUGUCCGUGGACGUGACCGUGCACGGCCUCCAGCUGUCCUCCGACUCGGGCGAGGACAGCGGGCCGCCCAAAGCAGGCCAGGCGCCGCCCGCCGGCGGCCACGCCCACUCGGAGCACAGCGGCAGCGACCUGAUGAAGAAGGCGGUGGCCUUCCUGCGGCGCACGGGCCGCAGCAGCAGCGCGCAGAGCUCCGAUUCGCCCAGCCGCCAGGGGGGCAGCGGGAGCGCCCCCCCUGUGCACAUCACCUCCCUCCAGGCCUCCUACGUCAGCAGCGAUAACGACUCGGAGUUUGAGGACGCCGACAUAAGGAAGGAGCUGCAGAGGCUGAGAGAAAAGCACAUGAAGGAGAUCUCUGAGCUGCAGGCCCACCAGAGAGGGGAGAUCGAGCUGCUGUACAGCAAGCUGGGCAAACCCCUGCCCCCCGUCGUGGGCUUCCUGCACGCAGCGCCCCCCACUGGCCGGAGGCGCAGAGCCAGCAAGCACAAGCUGAAGGCCGGGAAGCUGCUCAACCCCGUGGUCCAGCAGCUGAAGAGCGUCAGCAGCAAGCCCAGCGAUGGAGAGAGUGCUGUGAGCUCGGCUGAUUCGCCGGUGAAAGGCUCAGACCUGAUAGGCGGGAGCCCUUCCUCCAAUGGCAGCACCCUGCCCACCUCCGCCUCGGAGCCGGUUCAGACCCAGCAGCCCUGCUCACUCAAGGGCUCCCUGUCCUCCGACAACAUCUACUCUGGGUUCCAUAGCGACGGAACAGGGCCACACGCACUGGGCCAAGGCUGGACGGUUUACCACCAAACAUCAGAGAGAGUGACCUAUAAAUCUAGUAGCAAACCUCGUACCAGAUUCCUCAGUGGGCCUGUCUCUCUGUCCAUCUGGUCCACCCUGAAACGACUAUGUCUAGGCAAAGAGCGCAGUAGUAGGUCCACUAACAGCAGCGGGCCAGCUGCGGCAGCGUCCAAUCACAAUCAGCAGCAACAUUCAGCAGCGGCAGUGUCCACGCCCUCUCCCCCUCAGCCAGUGGCUGGAUUUGCCCAGGUCCAGACCAACAACAGCAACAACAAGAAGGGCACCUUCACAGACGAUCUGCACAAGCUGGUGGACGACUGGGCCAAGGAGACGCUCGCGGCUGCACAUGCCCGGCCCUCCCUCAACCAGAUCAGGCUGCAGCGCCGCUGGCAGGACCUGGAGGUGGGGCCCGCACCCACAGGUGUCCAGGAGGUGAAGUAUAACCGCCCGUUGGGUGCAGUGACGUACCAGCUCCCCCUCUCGUGUCCGAUGACGGCAGCCCUGGCACCCGCCAUGCCCCCGCCCAUGAGCAGUCACCCUAUGGCGGGCCUGCAGCCUGGGUACAUGGCGCCUGCUGGCCAGUUUGGAGGAGUGCUGCCCGCGCCCGUGUACGCCUCACAGUGGCCCGGGAUGGCCGGGCCUGUGGGUCCUGUGGGCGUGCUGGGUGCUCCGGGCACAGUCGCGUUCCCCUCCAUGGUCAAUCCAGGCUUGCAGGUAUUCCCUGUGCCCAGGCAAAGCCCUGUCAGCCCUCCAAGUCCAAAUAUGAGGACUACCUAGCUUCACUCUGCCCUGGUCUAGUGUUUCCAACACAAGGACUGCAUAUAUUCAUUCUGUCCAAGUCCCACGUUCCUAACAUGCAGGCUACUGGGCUUCACCUACACGUUCAAAGCUUUAUUUGCUUGUAAAUAACUUGUGUGUGUAAAUAAGGUGUGUGUAUAUAACCCUUGUGUGUGUAUAUAACCUGUGUGUGCGUGUACAUAUGACCCAUGUGCUGCUGGGUUUGGUCGUGAACAAGCACACAGCCAUACUGUACAUUGUGUCUUGCAAUCACUGUGAAACAUUUUCACUAAGAGCCAGCUGUUGCUGUUUGUUUUAGGCCAUCGUUUGUCUUUAUCGAACUCCGAACACGUCAUUACCAAGAAACACUCAUUUGGAAAACACUAGCACUGGAAAUACUCAGACAUUUAGUAGAACUUGAAUUUGUAUUUAAGGUGAAUUACCCUGCAAGAGUGUAGUGCCUUGAACAGUGCUUUUCGGGCUCUCCUGAGAAGAAGCGUGUAAACAUUUGAAAGUUUUAUUCCAUAUUGGUUCAUGUUAUUCUAUUUUUAAUGCAUUCACAUUUUUUGUGGUUUUCAUUCAAAUGUCCUUCUAAGCACUGCACUAUAAAUACUCUAGAUGCUCUUAUUUAAAAAAUAAAAUCAUGUGUUUCAGCCAUUUUUAUCUUGCCACUCCUGUGGAAGAAAAUUCUCUGUUCAGAACGACAGAGUCGCUUUCUGUUUUGGGAAAUAUCCAGAACUUCUGCUUUCACUUGCUCUCGUCGUCAGGGACAUCGUGCUGGUCUGUACACUGGGGAAUAGUCUGACUGUAGAUGCGUGAGAGAAUGUAGCAGUUUGUCGUCUGUGCUGUGCAAGAUUUAAGUGCAAUUUCAAUGAUCGACGAAGCUUUGUAGUGGCCUUGCAACAAGCCUUAUUAAAAAAAAAAAAAAAAAAAAGAGCACCAGGAUCUUGUUUUGCUUUUGUGUUGAGUUGAACAUUUGAGGGGUCACAGGAAAGAAAUGCAUUUAAAGGUGUAUGUUCAUUCAGAGCAAAGUUCUGUUUAGGUGGAUCUUAUUGAUCACUUUUGUAUUCAUUUUUGUUGGGAUAACAGUGCAAUGAUCGGUUAUUUAAGAAUAUAAGUUGCUGAUAUUUUGUCUUUGUAGCUACACGUAAGCUUACUUUCAAUGCUGCUGGUCUGUCCUCUGAAUGCGUCCAGAGCGACAGGCUAAAACCAAGUCACACUUUGCCUGGCUGUUACUGACAACACAAAUACGCAUGACUAUACGCACAACAUGUCUGGAGGAAGAGUUCUCAAUGAUAUUUACUCACGGACAAAAUGACUUUGUGGACCUUUAUUAAAGAAUGGGUUUGGGUUUUUGUAAGAUUUUAUGUGAAACAGUGUUAUCACUUGGUUGAAACAGGUAUGAUAUGUGUGUGUGUGUGUGUGGCAAACUGCAGAGCUGUUGCCGGAAAUGCCACAACUUUCAUUCCUUCUCACUGAACUCAUGCUUUUGACAAAAUGGUCACCAGAUGAGUUCUGAAUAGAAUGCACUGACUUACCACAAUCAAAAUUCAUCCUGUAUCGCUUGGUUCACAUUCCUUGCACUCAGACACUGUUUGGCCAGUGUAACUGACUUUGCUAAGUCUCCAUGCCUCUUUGCAGUAGGGAGGCUCUUUGUUUUUGUCAUUGUUUUGCACACCUAUGUAAUUUGAUUGAUUAUAAAAAUAAAAACUAAAGUAUGGCACAAAGUUAACAAUCGAGGCAAUCGCCUGCGCCUGUGUUGACAUGGUUUCUUCUUACCAGAAACAAUCUGUUAUUGACUGACGUGGUCAAAAGUUUGAUAACCUCUCUGUCCAAAUACCGGGGGAGGUUUGUCUUUCAUUCCAGCAGUGACAUUUUCUACCAUGUGUGGAGAGGCAUGUCCUGUUCUGCCAAGCUGUGAAUUGUACAGAUCUUCUAUAUCUACUGAUGUUACAUUUUGUCUUCUGACCCUAGCCUCUACUGUGUAUUAUUCCAUCAAUUCGGUUUGAAUUAGUUUUUUUAUAUAAUUUUUUUUUUUUUGUUGCAGAAUCUUCUGCUGUGGCAAAGUACUUUUAGUAAUAAGAGAUUUCUGUUCUCUCAUAUCUUCUACUUUACAUUCAUGUUUGUAUGCUUUAUGAGCAAACAUAAGCGGUUUUCAGAAUCACUGAUGCGUGCUCUGUAGCUGUGUGGGAUUGCUUCUGCCUGUUAUAGAGUCUUUUGCUUUUUCUGGCCCGGUCAGCAGCACUCAGUCACAAAGAUUGUACAUGUUUAAAGAAAGAAAUAAACAUAUUUUGUGCUUGA